Messenger RNA from Doryrhamphus excisus (bluestripe pipefish), 3474 nucleotides. The record is from RefSeq and is a predicted model, not a curated record. Lineage: Eukaryota; Metazoa; Chordata; Actinopteri; Syngnathiformes; Syngnathidae.
AGCUAUUGAGGUAACUACUAGCUAUUGAGCUAGCAGCCGACAUGCCAUGGCUGAGAUGGGGGGAAAAAACGUUUUCCUCUCAUUCCGUCCGAAAUGGUGCCAAUCAGCGUACCGACAGUUUACUCACGACUUCCACACCGGCACAUGAUAUGAGGAUGAUGAUGACACAGAGGAUGAAGGCCGAUGAGGAUGAUUAAGAUGAUGAAGGCCUCUCCGCUUCUGCUGGGAUGGACAACGCACACACCAAAGAAUCGGAGGAUGUUCUGUCCUACUUCGGCGUCACUGAGGACAUGGGCCUCUCGCCCGAGCAGUUUAAGAAGAACCUGGACAAGUACGGCUACAACGAGCUACCAGCAGAGGAAGGAAAGAGUAUCUGGGAGUUGGUGGUAGAACAGUUUGAGGACCUUUUGGUUCGAAUCCUACUGCUGGCCGCCUGCAUCUCUUUUGUUCUGGCUUGGUUCGAGGAAGGCGAAGAAACCGUCACAGCCUUCGUCGAGCCGUUUGUCAUCCUCCUCAUCCUCAUCGCCAAUGCUGUCGUUGGAGUGUGGCAGGAGCGCAAUGCCGAGAGCGCCAUUGAGGCUCUGAAGGAAUAUGAGCCUGAAAUGGGGAAAGUCUACCGGGCGGACAGGAAGAGCGUGCAGAGAAUCAAGGCCAGGGAGAUUGUUCCUGGAGACGUGGUGGAGGUCUCUGUUGGUGACAAAGUACCAGCAGAUAUCAGGAUUAUCUCCAUCAAAUCAACCACUCUGCGCGUGGACCAGUCCAUUCUCACUGGUGAGUCUGUCAGUGUCAUCAAGCACACUGACGCCGUGCCGGACCCCCGGGCUGUCAACCAGGACAAGAAGAACAUGCUGUUCUCUGGCACCAACAUUGCUGCCGGAAAAGCCAUCGGCAUCGCAGUGGCAACCGGAGUCUCCACCGAGAUCGGCAAGAUCCGUGACCAGAUGGCUGCCACCGAGCAGGAAAAGACGCCUCUGCAGCAGAAACUGGACGAGUUUGGGGAGCAGCUCUCCAAGGUUAUCUCGCUCAUCUGUGUAGCCGUUUGGAUCAUCAACAUUGGCCACUUCAACGACCCCGUUCACGGAGGAUCCUGGUUCCGCGGCGCUAUCUAUUAUUUCAAGAUAGCAGUGGCUCUGGCUGUGGCCGCCAUCCCUGAAGGUCUACCCGCCGUCAUCACCACCUGCCUGGCUCUGGGAACGCGCCGCAUGGCCAAGAAGAACGCCAUCGUCAGAAGCCUUCCCUCCGUGGAGACCCUGGGGUGCACCUCGGUCAUCUGCUCUGACAAGACUGGUACCCUCACCACCAAUCAGAUGUGUGUGACCAAGAUGUUCAUUAUCGAUAAAGUGGAUGAUGACAAUGUGACUCUUGGUCAGUUUGACAUCUCCGGCUCCAAGUACACACCCGAGGGAGAAGUUACAAGGAGGGGUAUGACUGUAAAGUGUGGCCAGUAUGACGGACUGGUUGAACUGGCCACCAUCUGCGCUCUUUGCAACGACUCCUCUCUGGACUACAAUGAGUCAAAGGGCAUUUACGAGAAGGUGGGGGAAGCCACUGAAACGGCGCUGAGCUGUUUGGUGGAGAAGAUGAACGUGUUCAACACGGAAGUGCGUGGCCUGUCCAAGGUGGAACGAGCCAACGCCUGCUGCAGCGUGAUCAAGCAGCUGAUGAGGAAGGAGUUCACGCUGGAGUUUUCCCGGGACAGGAAGUCUAUGUCGGUCUACUGCUCUCCUGCCAAGUCCGGCAAAGCCCCUGUAGGAAACAAGAUGUUUGUCAAGGGUGCGCCAGAGGGUGUGAUUGAGCGUUGCACAUACGUUCGCGUGGGCACCACUCGUCUUCCCCUGACCGGGCCAGUCAAAGACCACAUCAUGGCCGUUAUCAAAGAGUGGGGCACAGGGCGAGACACCCUCCGCUGUUUGGCACUGGCCACUUGCGACUCUCCUCUACGAAAGGAAGAGAUGAAUCUUGAGGACUCCAGUCGGUUCGCCGAGUAUGAGACUGACUUGACUUUUGUGGGCUGCGUCGGCAUGCUCGACCCUCCUCGCAAGGAAGUCAUGAGCUCCAUCGAGCUGUGCAGAGCUGCUGGCAUCCGUGUCAUUAUGAUCACUGGGGACAACAAGGGCACAGCGGUGGCCAUCUGCCGCCGCAUCGGUAUCUUCUCCGAGGAUGAGGACGUCACUGGCAAGGCCUUCACCGGUCGUGAGUUUGAUGACCUCUCCUCGUAUGACCAGAAGAAUGCCGUCCGAAAGGCUUGUUGCUUUGCCAGAGUGGAACCGUCCCAUAAAUCCAAAAUCGUUGAGUUCCUCCAAGGCUUCGAUGAGAUCACUGCCAUGACCGGUGACGGAGUGAACGAUGCCCCCGCCUUGAAGAAGGCGGAGAUUGGCAUCGCCAUGGGCUCUGGCACUGCCGUUGCCAAGUCUGCCUCUGAGAUGGUCCUGGCCGACGACAACUUCUCUUCCAUCGUGUCUGCUGUUGAGGAGGGCAGAGCCAUUUACAACAACAUGAAGCAGUUCAUCCGCUACCUCAUCUCGUCCAAUGUAGGCGAGGUUGUCUGUAUCUUCCUGACUGCAGCCCUGGGCCUGCCCGAGGCCCUGAUCCCAGUCCAGCUGCUGUGGGUCAACCUUGUGACUGAUGGGCUUCCUGCCACCGCUUUGGGUUUCAACCCCCCAGACCUGGACAUCAUGGGCAAAGCCCCUCGAUCCCCCAAAGAGCCUCUGAUCUCCGGUUGGCUCUUCUUCAGAUAUCUAGCCAUCGGAGGUUACGUUGGGGCGGCAACGGUUGCCGCCGCUGCCUGGUGGUUCCUGUACAGCGACGACGGCCCAUUGGUCACUUUCCAUCAGCUGUCACACUUCAUGCAGUGCAGUGACGACAAUGAGGACUUCAAUGGGAUCCGCUGUGAGGUGUUUGAGUCUGCUCCACCGAUGACCAUGGCUCUGUCCGUGCUGGUCACGAUCGAGAUGUGCAACGCUCUCAACAGCUUGUCUGAGAACCAGUCCCUGAUGCGUAUGCCACCUUGGAGCAACGGUUGGUUGGUCGCUGCCAUGACACUGUCCAUGUCCCUCCACUUCAUGAUCAUCUACGUAGACCCCCUGCCGAUGAUCUUCAAGCUUACUCACUUGACUGUGGAGCAGUGGGUUGUGGUGCUGAAGCUCUCCCUCCCAGUAAUCCUCAUCGAUGAGGUCCUCAAGUUUGUAGCUCGCACAUAUCUGGAGGGAAAAGUCUAAAGACAAAGUGCAACCACGCUGAGCUGAUGUUGGAGGGAGAGAGACCGACAGAGCGGACAAAGGGAGUUGUGCGCGUCCAUCGAAAGAGAGCGCCAACAGCCACAUGACAUGAUCAAAUUCAACAGAACAUGCAUAAGUCUUCUGAAAAAAAUACACAAAGAAAGCUGCAAAAUAUUUUUGUGGAUGUAUUGAAAUUAAUAUAUAGGUCAGAGUUAAUUAUUGAAAUGAUACAGUGUUCUAUUCUUAAAGAAUAAAA